CUUGGCACAGAGCCGCAGCCACGCACAUUUGAAACUUCUGAGACAGAGGCGGAGAUCUUUCUAGCUCGUCCCACUUAAUGGAUUAAAUUCACGCUUUCUCGUCUUCCUUGGCUUUUUUUUCUCCUCUUCUCCGUCUUCCUCCUCCUCCUUCCUCCUCCGGUUUCGUGUUACAAAGCCUUGGGAGGGAGUUGCGGAGAGCCAGUUCUGUGUAGAAACUGAAUGACAAGAUCAGAUGGCGUGAUCCAAGCAGCUUGAUAGUCCAAACAUUUGAAAUCAGAGCGGACAGCAGAGGGGAGAGGACCGCGGACAGAUCCAUCCGAAGAGGAUAAGGAAUAAUUAUUCAAAGUCCUAAACAAACGCGAGAUAACGGCGAGAGGCGGAGAGGAAUAUCCAUCUGGAUCAGUCGCUGGAAGCGGCGAGGACGCAGCUCCUGCCACCAUCAGCGGGACCGGGGGCCAAUGUGACCUUCAUCUGAGUCAAGUGUCGCUGUUCAACGCUCACGAAGAACUCUGAAGCGAGAGAGAAAAACAACCAAACAAUAAAGCAAAAACCUGCAAGGAGAUUAAAAGGAUAGCAGAGAGGCGUGCGAGGGAGGAGGAGAGAAACAAGCUGCCAGGUUCUGGGCCGCUCUCCAGAGGCUCCCUGAUUGACCGACUGGUCUCUCAAUCCGUCACUCAGCACCAGUUUCAACAAAUGGGAGCUGACACUGGAGCCAUGGGUGGGAUGAAGGUCUUGCUCCUGGUAUUUCUGGUUGGAUGGCAGAAGUCAGUGGGUCUCAACUGGAACCCAAUCCCACGCAAGACCGUCAGAUACCAAGAUGUGUUGGACAGCAUGGCGAGGUUCAGCGUUCAGGCGGUCUUCAACUACAGCAUGCUGACUCUAUCAGACCACGAGAGAGUUUUGUACGUCGGAGCGCGAGAGGCCAUGUUCGCCCUGGACCCCAACGACAUCAGCAGGCAGCUGCGUCCACAGAUCGACUGGCCAGCCCCCCAGGAUAAGAAGAGGGAAUGUGUGGCCAAGGGGAAGAACAACCAGACCGAGUGCUUCAACUAUAUUCGGUUCCUGCAGAGCUACAACCACACACACCUGUACACCUGUGGCACCUACGCCUUCCAGCCCAAAUGCACGUACAUUAAAGCAGACGACUUUACCCUCAGCCCAGCAGUUUUGGAAGAUGGGAAAGGCAAAUGUCCCUACGACCCUGCCAAGGGGCACACAGGUCUCAUAGUGGAUAAAGAGCUGUACUCAGCAACGCUCAACAACUUCCUGGGUACAGAGCCAGUCAUCCUUAGGAACCUGGGCCAGCAGCACUACAGCAUGAAGAGCGAGUACUUGCCCGCCUGGCUCAAUGAGCCGGCCUUUGUGGGUUCAGCCCUGGUGAGGGAGAGCAGCGGCAGCAAAGACGGAGAUGAUGAUAAGAUCUACUUCUUCUUCAGCGAGCGAGCUCUGGAGCUGGACUGUGACACGGAGCUGACGGUGGCCCGAGUGGCCCGCGUCUGCAAGGGGGAUUUGGGUGGUACCAGGACCCUUCAGAAGAAAUGGACCACCUUUCAGAAAGCACGCCUGGAAUGUUCCCUCCCAGAGCGCCACGUCUCCUUCAACAACGUGCGGGCCAUCUUCACACUGCCGGGGCAGGACUGGCGGGGGACCACCUUCUAUGGCAUCUUCCAUGCUCAGUGGGGGGAUGUGGAUGUGUCAGCUGUGUGCCAGUACCAGAUCAGCGAUGUGAAGAAAGUGUUCGAAGGGUCCUACAAGGAGUACCGGGAGGCGUCCCAGAGGUGGGGACGCUACACCGGCGCCAUCCCCAGCCCACGACCCGGAUCGUGCAUAACUAACUCAGACAGGGAGAACGGCUACAACAGCUCGCUGCAGCUGCCCGAUGCCACGCUCAACUUUGCCAAGAAACACCCACUGAUGGAGGACAAGGCUCUAGGUCGCCCCCUGCUGCUGACCAAGGGUGUCAAUUUCACCAAGCUGGCAGUGGAUCGGGUCAGCGCUCUGGACCAGCGGGCGUACAACAUGCUCUUCAUCGGCACAGCUGAAGGCUGGCUGCAGAGGGUGGUGGUCCUGGGCUCUGAGGCACACGUCGUCGAAGAGAUCCAGCUGUUUGAGACGGCCCAGCCUGUGGACAGCCUGACCAUCUCCCACUCAAAGAAGUACUUGUACAUCGGCUCUCGUUCUGAAGUUCUCCAGCUGCCCUUGGCCAACUGCAGCCGCUAUCAGUCUCAGCCAGACUGCCUGCUCGCCAGGGACCCCUACUGCGCGUGGGACAACGAGGGCCGGGCCUGCGUCCGCAUCGACCUCCAUCGAGGGUCCACCUCGUCCCUCUCACAGGACCUCAUGCUGGAGAGGUUCAAUCGUGGGAAAGCCAAGUUCGAUAAACCCGUCUCCAUCCCCAGCCCCGAGCACUCCCAUCUGAGAAAUGUCACAGUGGUUGUUGGGUCCGACAUGGUGCUGCCGUGCCAACUCGUGUCAAACUUGGCUCAGCCGUUCUGGGUUGUCAACGAGCGGGAGCUGCUGCUGGGUGACCCAGAAGCAGGAGGGCCACGCUUCGACAGAGCCCUCAAAGCCCUCAUCAUCCCCGAGGCAGGCCAGAUGCAAGCAGGCCGCUACAUCUGCUACUCUGAGGAGCAGGGGGUCAAGUUUCAGACGGAGCGCUACCAGGUGGCGGUUGUUGCCAGUGCUCCGGUAUUCAUGGAAGCCCGAGCUCCGGACAGCAGCAUGGGGCUCUUCUGGGUGCUGGUCAUCACUCUGGGCGCGGCGUGCCUGCUGCUCUUUGUGGUGGCUCUCUAUCUGCGUAGGAGGCUGAAGCUGGCUCUGGGGAAAGGAGCUGACAUGAAGCCUCUGGAGAGCACUUUGGUCUACCCCGUCACCCUGCCAAAGGAGCCACCCACCUUUGUGCCCAGCAAGAUGCCGAGCGAUGAAGACCGAUUCUGGGAAACAGGUGCCAACUACUACUACUCAGACGGUUCGCUGAAGAUCGUUCCCGGACACGCCCUGGGGCCCAGCAGCGUCAGCAGCACGGCAUCACCCAGCGCCAUUCCUGGCCAGCCCAUCCACUCCCCCAGCCGUCUCAGCCUCACCAACAUCCGAGGCUCUGGUAGCAAUGGUUACAUCCGCCUCAAUCUGAGCACAGCAGGGGAGGAGAGGGCUAGUGGGGCCGGCGCUGGGGGUGGCGGGCUGGGAGGUCUCAGCGUGGGUGGGAACGACUACUCCAGCCCAUUUAAGGAGGAGCUUAGACGCACUCUGCAGCAGAGAAGCGUCCUGCCUGACGCGAACCCGGAGGAGUCGUCCAUCUAGACCCGUCUUUCCAGCUCCGUUCCCUGAGGUGGAAAAACAAAGCAACCAACCUACCUCCCUCUUUGUGAGGAUGCCUGCUCUCUCUGUCUUCUAGUGACAUGCUGUCGACACCCACGCUCUCUAUCUCUGCUGAUGCCUGACUGGCUCUCUUAAGACGUUUAUAGCACACAGCAUGGUUAUUACACACACUCAUACAACAUGCAUUCCUAUAAUUGCUGUGCUGUGGGCAACACGCAGUCAUGGUUGUGACUUUCUCUGCUUCCACUGUGCAACUGCCACUUGUGUAAAUUUUGUAUUUAAAAAGGAUGAACGCAGAGGCGACCUCCUCUGACAUGGAAACCCAACAAACGUUUUGCUCUCUGAAGGGCACAUUUCGUUCUUUUACAUUGAACUCAUCCUUCGCGCUGAAACCAGUAGGCAACGAGAGCAAACAACUGAAAAAAACGGGCCCGGUUCUGUGUUUGUGUUGCUUUAGAACGUUUUCUGCUUACUGCACCUGAAAACUGGAAGCGUGUCUUCCCUAUUUUCUACUCGUGAGCCAGGAAGGAGAGCGCUACUAAAGAAAUACUAAUUAAUCAGCAAGCAAGACGACAAUCAUGUCCCUGUGGCAGGAGCUCCGAGUGGGACAAGAAGAGGAGAGGAGCGACGAGAGGCAAAAAGAAUACAAGCAAACAAAAAAGUGAAGCAAACAAGAGUUAAAGAUGCAGGGGGGGGGGGGGGGGGGGUGAAGGACUAUCUCUAAAAACAUUUUCUGCUUGAUUUACACCCCCCACCCCAACCCCCACCCUCCACGACGCAUUUACUGCUGAAGGAGUUCUUCAGUUUCUUCCACUUUAAUUUAAUGUGAUGGUUGGUUUGAAUUAAUAUAUUUCUUGUCGUUCUUUUUCCGACUCACGGACUACAGCAGUGUUGUAACAGUUUGAGAGUGACUAAUGGCUCACCUCUGUGAAAGACAAUGCGAGGGUAACCUCCUUAACAUAACAUUAUUCCUGACUCGGUCCUGCACGGUGACCUUCAAAUCUACAAGUGCACUCCCUGUGACAUUUAUUCGAAUCACAGCGUGUUACAGGCAGACUGGUGUUUCUGAUUCAGACCUUUGAACGCUCGAUCAUCCCCAGGACAAAACAAAAAGGCUGUUUGCUUUCAGCUCAUAGCGGUGGAACGAUGAUUGCACAGAUAACUCCAAACUGAAGUUGACAUGAUGACAAAAGGGCACGGAGAAUGUAAAUGCACCCUCGUUGUUGCGACCGCUGUGGAUGUCUCAGUAAGUGCUUUAUGUGUUUGGUGAGGGUGGAAACUUGCACUGCCAAGAAGGAAACUACCACUCCAACACACACCUUCACCUUCUAAUGGAUCCCAGCCAUCCCAGAGUACAAAGUGAUUGUGACCUCCUGGAGCCCCCAUCCCCUUUUACCGAUGCCCAGAGACUGAUCUGGGGUUACUGUGGACACCGACACACACAAACACGCAGUAUUAGUGGAAGAAUGGACAGACAGAUGGGCCGAUUGCUGCCGUGGUGACAAACACCUGGCUCCAGAAGAGAAGCAGCCAUGAACCAGUGAAAGAUGUGUCUUUUGUAUUUUCAAGACCAGAGAAGAACAGCGUGAAGGAACAGGAAAGAACAAAAAUAGCUUCUUGUGUUCCCACUUUGUACAGAGCGCCGAGGGAGAUGAAGAAAAUCAGAACGACCCCGAGGCUGAGAAGGUCGUCAGCACUUCAUCGUAUUGUUGCAUGAUCCUCUCUGCAAGUGGACCGCACAUCAUUGUACAAGUGCUUCAUUUUGAUUGAUCAUUUUUAGACCUUUUCAAACUCUGAUGUUGUGCAACACUAAUUAAUGCUCUUUUUAAAAAAUUAUGGCUCGAGAGUUGUACAGAAGUUCAUGGCUGCAUUUCAACACGUUUACUUUUUCUGUGCCUCUUCACCUUUUGGAAAAGCCAAAGUAGACUGCAGUUGUUUUAGCUCUUGUUCAAACUCCUAAAUGGAUUUUAGUUGAUUCUAGAUCAAUAUUAGAAUCCCACUUUGCCACGCGGAGCUGAUGUCAGCCUCCUCCCUGCAUAUUUCAUCUGCAGCUAAACCUCCCCUCAAGCAAAAGGCCAAAAUGGGCUUGAAAAUGACGGAGCUGCUGUUUGCUUCCUGUUUACAUGUCAGAAAUUAUCUGCUGGACUCCUCUUUUUUUCCCCAAGUUACAAAAGGCUGAAUUUUAUAAGUAGCUUCAGCCUGUGAAAACCAAAUACAUAGCUGCUGAUUUCAAGCAAAUCGGUGACAAAUUGGUCACUUUAUAGUUUUUUAAAUCACUUGAGACAGAAAGCUGAAAAAACAGCUCCUUACACUGGUACUUGAUUGUGUUUUAAUGCGUCUCCCUUUUACAAUCAGGCCUAUCUUCACAUGCAGAGUCGAAAUAAUGAGAAAGAUGAAGAAAGCAGGUCUCAAGCUUGAAAACGUGCAUGUGUAAUAUAAUUUAUGUGCUGUUGUUUUAGUUCCUGUGCGUUCGUUGGCUUCGAUCUUUGUUUUUUACACGACGCUUUAACUUCUGCUGUGUUCUUGCAUUUGAAUGACCAUGAUUUCAUGUUCUCCAUUUUUUUGCUUGUGAUCGGUUAUAUCUGUUUUUAAAGUAUGUUAAGUAACUUAUUUCACUUGUAAAAACAUGUCGAUAUUUAUUAUCAUUGUACAUAUUUCCUUAUUUUUCAUAUGUGUACAUAUACACAAAUAAAAAUAGAAAUAUGCUAAA
Molecule: messenger RNA, 6028 nt
Organism: Nothobranchius furzeri (turquoise killifish)
Lineage: Eukaryota; Metazoa; Chordata; Actinopteri; Cyprinodontiformes; Nothobranchiidae
Gene: sema4c
Product: sema domain, immunoglobulin domain (Ig), transmembrane domain (TM) and short cytoplasmic domain, (semaphorin) 4C
Biological process (GO): negative regulation of axon extension involved in axon guidance; muscle cell differentiation; axon guidance
Cellular component (GO): plasma membrane; synaptic vesicle membrane
Molecular function (GO): semaphorin receptor binding; chemorepellent activity
Source: RefSeq, a predicted model, not a curated record